AUGAAACCUUUAACAUUGCUAUUAAUAGGUUUCUUUUACUCCUUUUCUGCUGGCAGUGAUCUUGUGCGCAAGGUGCGUAAUGUGCCACAAAUCUAUUAUACACAACAGGGUCCUCCCGGUCCGCCAGGACCACCCGGCAUGCCAGGUCCUAUGGGUAAUAAGGGUCCUAGAGGUCCUACCGGUGAUAUAGGUCCUGUUGGAGCUAUGGGACCUCAAGGUGUACCAGGUCCUGAUGGUAGAGAUGGUGCUCCUGGUAUGCAGGGACCACAUGGCUUAAGAGGACGCAGAGGUUUUCCUGGAGCUAGAGGUCCACCUGGACAACCGGGACCACCAGGUUUUAUGGGUCCUCCGGGACCACCAGGUCCGGCAGGAACAUCGGCUAGAAGUAUGUUAUCAUUUAUAGAGGCUUUAGAUGAAUACGAAGAUGAAUUUUAAAAUGAAAUU
This is a messenger RNA of Lucilia cuprina (Australian sheep blowfly), 444 nucleotides long. Its product is annotated as collagen alpha-2(IX) chain-like. The coding region runs from base 1 to 435 and encodes 144 amino acids. Lineage: Eukaryota; Metazoa; Arthropoda; Insecta; Diptera; Calliphoridae. The record is from RefSeq and is a predicted model, not a curated record. The transcript is spliced from 2 exons.